Molecule: messenger RNA, 1040 nt
Organism: Aspergillus japonicus CBS 114.51
Lineage: Eukaryota; Fungi; Ascomycota; Eurotiomycetes; Eurotiales; Aspergillaceae
Gene: his3
Product: imidazoleglycerol-phosphate dehydratase HIS3
Exons: 2
Coding region: 199-933 (244 amino acids)
Biological process (GO): L-histidine biosynthetic process
Molecular function (GO): imidazoleglycerol-phosphate dehydratase activity
Source: RefSeq, a predicted model, not a curated record
CUCGAUUUCAAUCCACUCCACCGCACCGCACCGGACAGAAUCCACUGCCCACUGCCUCCAGGUUGAAUCCAGGAUUGAGCCCAGCCAACCUACCAAUUGACAAUCGCAUCCGUCGCCCACGAAGCAUUUCAUCUUCAGCCCCCAAAAAAGCAAUAGGAAAAGAUUCAUACGGCUGUGGUCGAACCCCAUCACUUCACAAUGUCUCUCCCCGCCCGCACCGCAUCCAUCUCCCGCAACACCAACGAGACCAAGAUCCAGGUCUCGCUCUCCCUGGACGGCGGCAUCCUGCCCCCCUACAAACCCAGCCAACACUUCCCCGCCCCGACCGACCCCGAGGAGGCCGAAGCCGCGAAGAAAGGCAUUGUCCCGCCCAAGGAUGCCGCGCACGCCACCCAGUUCACCCCGACGCAGCAGAUCACCGUGAGCACGGGCAUUGGGUUCCUGGAUCACAUGCUGCACGCGCUGGCGAAGCACUCGGGCUGGAGUUUGGCGGUCCGCGCCAAGGGGGAUCUAUACAUCGACGACCACCACACCACCGAAGACACGUUCCUCGCCGUGGGAUCGGCAUUCACCGAGGCUCUGGGCGCGCGACAGUCUCUGGCCCGGUUCGGCCGCGGGGACGCUCCGCUGGACGAGGCGCUGUCGUGGGCCGUGAUCGACCUGUCCAGCCGGCCGUGGGCCGUCAUCAACCUGGGAUUCCGGCGGGAGAAGAUCGGGGACCUGAGCACGGAGAUGAUCACCCACGGUCUGCAGAGUUUCGCCCAGGCGGCCGGCGUGACGCUGCACGUGGGGUGCACCUAUGGCGACAACGACCACCACCGGGCGGAGAGUGCGUUCAAGGCGCUGGCCGUGGCGAUCCGGGCGGCGUGCACGAGACGGGUUGCAGGCGAGGUCGGCGCGGGCGAUGUAGUGAGUACCAAGGGAGUUUUGUAAGACGCCCUGUCGGAAUGCGAGUGGUUCAAAAAUGAUAGACCAAAGACAUGCAUGCCGUGUCAUAUUGUUGUUACACCCGGGAGAUAGACCUUCUAAUACUAUCACCC